This is a messenger RNA of Darwinula stevensoni, 2820 nucleotides long. Lineage: Eukaryota; Metazoa; Arthropoda; Ostracoda; Podocopida; Darwinulidae. The record is from the annotation of a GenBank genome assembly.
AUGCCGUGUUCAAAGCGUUCCUCAGUCGGAGUCAAAUAUUACAGCACUGAGAGUGAAUCCAUCCAGCUGAACCCUUCCAAGAUCGAUCGGUUCGUUACUCCAGCAAUGGACAUGGAAUUGCAAUCUUGCCUAGGACUCCGAAAAUUUCGAAAGAUAACGCUUCUUGAAGCUCGAAGUCUCUCUUGGACCAAUGAGCUGGCAAAAGAAGGAGAAACGCCGCGAAGAAGCGUAACUCGGGAACAUCCAACACCGAUUAUCGCAUUCAUGCAAGAUGUCAUUGCAACGACGGGAGCUUACCGACAUAUUGAUCUUCCCUUGCCAGAAAAACUUCGUACGGAAAGCGAUGAAACUGAAAUUGAAGAGGGCGAAGAUGGUGAAGAAGACAAUCAAGAAAACUUGAACACGAUGAAAAUUCAUCCCCAUGAUAUCUUGACAAUAGCCCUCCAGAAUUCUGAGCCAUCGCUUCGCCAACUCUUGCUUGGUCGUCUCUUUCAAAUGGGUCAUGGGAUGCCUGUUGUCCUGCCAGUCUCCCCACUCGCUACAACCGGUGAACUGAGGGGGAAAAAUUUGGAACUGCUGGUCUGGGCUCUUCGAAAUACUGAUGUGAAGUACCGUGACCUUUAUCACUCGUUGGUUGAAUUUCAAGCUCAAUUUAUCGGCUUCAUCCGUGUUGGGAGCCUUCACGACAAUCUUUCCAAAUCAAAGGUAAUCAAUGAAGCAUUGUUCGAGAAACACGACACAUUCUUCCAUUCAGAAUUGCCAUUCGGAGAAGCCAGUAGACGAGUCAGCAACGGAAUUAUUGAAAUGGCUUGGGCGAAAAUUUCCGUGUCUCCUGGAAGAGAGACGAGGGAUUCAGAUGAAAGGGGAAGUGUUAAACCAGUCUUCAUCCUGAAUUUGCGGGGAGAUGCAGCCUUCUAUCCUACACAAGUCCAACUCCUUGGAAAGAUAUGCUCACUUGUCGUUCUGUUUCUUGGAAAUGACCCUACACAGUCCUUGGAAGAAGGCGACCACGCCUUAAGCGAAGUCGUGUCAGGUCUGACUUACGCGAGCGGGACAAAAGGGGCUCGUUGCACUAUUUUGAAAGAUAGAAGACGCGCCUUGCCUAAUAUCGAUCGCCUACGCAGGAACAACCCAAACAUGAAGUUUGUUAAUCUCCAGAAGGUCAAUCACCCGAUCAAGGCGGUCCGAGACGAGGUUUGCGAGGCAGUAACAAGAGCCAAGCGCUCAAAAUCGCCCACUAAUGCCACCGAUGUUGAAAUGUUAUUUGCCUGGAAGGAUGUGGAGGAGAUUAUUAACCCGACUAACUCCGUUGAUGACGUCUUUCGAGGAGUAGCAAUUGACAUGGAUUCCGAAGCAAUCGUUGAACCAAGAGCCCUUGCAGAAAAAUGCGUGGCAGAGUUUACGAGAAGGGAGACAGGGUCCAGAAAAAAGGAAUGCCUGCCCUUGAGCACAGGAGUAUUGCCAAAUUACGCUAAGAACGAGCAAGACAAAAGAAAACAAAAUGUUAUCCACGGCAGAGAUAUGGAGGAGAGGCAAAAGUCACUCCGAUCGAAACAGGUUCGCUACAUUAAAGAUAAGCCAGGGAUAUCACAAAAUCUCCUGAAUUUUGUGGAAACCCUAAGUCGAAUGUCAGCUGAGCAAAUUACUAAUAGUCUUUUUUAUUUGAGGGCAAAAUUGGACAACUUGAGUACUCAGGCUCUGAAUCCAUUACGGGAGAAAAAAUUGGAACUUCUCAACAUUUCUGCCAAAAAUGAUGACAUGGAAAGAAGAAAUGAAAGGAAGCUACGACUUAUAGAGGUAGAGAAGAAAAUGCGGCAGUCAUCCUUGGGCAUAGAAAACAUUUUCAGAGAGUUAGCUCAAAUUUACGAAUGCCGCAUAGGCACUGAUGAUAAAAGCACUGUUUCUGGUCUUCCUGAAACAAUGGCUUCAAUGAUACUGGAUGGAAUACCAUUGGAGUUGUUGGAUGGUGAUAAUGGCUACAUCCCUAUGACUUGGUUGAAAGCUAUCUUCAACUGCAUGAAAAGCAGAGUACGGAAGAUUUGGGUGCUCUCAGUGAUUGGCAUUCAAAGUUCCGGCAAGUCAACGAUGCUCAACACAAUUUUCGGAUCGGACUUUUUAGUUCGAACGGGAAGUUGCACGAAAGGGGUCUAUAUGCAGUUUUUCCCCUUUCAAUGUUCGAAUGAAGAAGGCGAGUCACCCAAGGACUACUUAGUCCUCCUUGAUAUAGAGGGAUUGAGAGCCCCCGAAUUUUCAGACGAUUACUCCGGAAGGCGAGAUAAUGAACUGGCUACAUUUGCCAUUGGACUGGCUGACCUGAUUCUUCUCAAUGUGAUGGGCGAAACGCCAUCAGAUUUGAAAGACUUUCUGCCCACUGCCCUGCAUGGGUUAAUCCGAAUGAAUGAAGGCAAAAAAUCUCCAAACGUUGUAAUCAUCCAUCAAAAUGUGCGAGAAGACGCACAUAAGUCUCGCUUGCAUGGCCUGAAGAAAAUGCAAGAGGUCCUAGAUGAAAUGCCGGUUGCUGCGGCAAAAGAAAAGGACUUGCUUAAAAAAGUCAGAAGAUUCUAUGACGGCAUGAAAUUAAACUUGACAGAAGAUACGUACUAUUUCCCAUCUUUGCUACGGUCCGGUAACCUUUGCAUCCACUCUGAAGAAUAUGGAUGCAAAGCGAAACAGAUGAAGUCUGUCAUCUUGGAGAAGCUCCGCGUCUUCAGUGGCAGGAACCUGAACAUCUUCAGUCGACAUCUGGAGAAGUUAUGGGAAGCAAUCAUGAAGGAAGACUUCGCCUUCAAUUUUCGCAAUGUCAUGGAAAUGGUAGCCUAA